Messenger RNA from Pseudophryne corroboree (corroboree frog), 1578 nucleotides. RefSeq names its product dynein heavy chain-like. Lineage: Eukaryota; Metazoa; Chordata; Amphibia; Anura; Myobatrachidae. Bases 1 to 1578 code for a protein of 525 amino acids. The record is from RefSeq and is a predicted model, not a curated record. The transcript has 3 exons.
AUGGGUUCUGUAAUGUACAUUAUUCAUCAGGAAAUGGGUUCUGUAACGUACAUUAUUCAUCAGGAAAUGGGUUCUGUAAUGUACACUGUCCAUCAGGAAAUGGGUUCUGUAAUGUACACUGUCCAUCAGGAAAUGGGUUCUGUAAUGUACACUGUCUAUCAGGAAAUGGGUUCUGUAAUGUACACUGUCUAUCAGGAAAUGGGUUCUGUAAUGUACACUGUCCAUCAGGAAAUGGGUUCUGUAAUGUACACUGUCCAUCAGGAAAUGGGUUCUGUAAUGUACACUGUCCAUCAGGAAAUGGGUUCUGUAAUGUACACUGUCCAUCAGGAAAUGGGUUCUGUAAUGUACACUGUCCAUCAGGAAAUGGGUUCUGUAAUGUACACUGUCCAUCAGGAAAUGGGUUCUGUAAUGUACACUGUCCAUCAGGAAAUUGGUUCUGUAAUGUACACUGUCCAUCAGGAAAUGGGUUCUGUAAUGUACACUGUCCAUCAGGAAAUGGGUUCUGUAAUGUACACUGUCCAUCAGGAAAUGGGUUCUGUAAUGUACACUGUCCAUCAGGAAAUGGGUUCUGUAAUGUACACUGUCCAUCAGGAAAUUGGUUCUGUAAUGUACACUGUCCAUCAGGAAAUGGGUUCUGUAAUGUACACUGUCCAUCAGGAAAUGGGUUCUGUAAUGUACACUGUCCAUCAGGAAAUGGGUUCUGUAAUGUACACUGUCCAUCAGGAAAUGGGUUCUGUAAUGUACACUGCCCAUCAGGAAAUGGGUUCUGUAACGUACAUUAUCAAUCAGGAAAUGGGUUCUGUAAUGUACACUGUCCAUCAGGAAAUGGGUUCUGUAAUGUACACUGUCUAUCAGGAAAUGGGUUCUGUAAUGUACACUGUCCAUCAGGAAAUGGGUUCUGUAAUGUACACUGUCCAUCAGGAAAUGGGUUCUGUAAUGUACACUGGCCAUCAGGAAAUGGGUUCUGUAAUGUACAUUAUUCAUCAGGAAAUGGGUUAUGUAAUGUACACUGUCCAUCAGGAAAUGGGUUCUGUAACGUACAUUAACAAUCAGGAAAUGGGUUCUGUAAUGUACACUGGCCAUCAGGAAAUGGGUUCUGUAAUGUACAUUAUUCAUCAGGAAAUGGGUUCUGUAAUGUACACUGUCCAUCAGGAAAUGGGUUCUGUAACGUACAUUAUUCAUCAGGAAAUGGGUUCUCUAAUGUAUACUGUCCUUCAGGAAAUGGGUUCUGUAACGUGCAUUAUUCAUCAGGAAAUGGGUUCUCUAAUGUAUACUGUCCAUCAGGAAAUGGGUUCUGUAAUGUACAUUAUUCAUCAGGAAAUGGGUUCUGUAAUGUACACUGUCCAUCAGGAAAUGGGUUCUCUAAUGUACAUUGGCCAUCAGGAAAUGGGUUCUUUGGUUUGCCCUAAACUGUAUGUGGUUUUAGCUAUACAGCCAUGCAAUUUAGACAUUACCAACCCACACGGCAUCACCUGCAGACUGAAGGUGAAAACCACUGUUGAAAGGCAGUGGCCCAGAGAGGGGAAGUGGUCUGUCUUUGAAUUUGCAACCAUGCCUGGCUAUUCAUGUCGGUCUUGA